AUGGCAGCCUCCAUGCUAAAUGUGUUUAGGUCACAAUUUAUCAAUUCCACUAAUAAACUAACUUUAGUGACGAACGUCAAGCGUAGCAAAACAGUUGGCCGAUGUCUGUUCACCUAUUUGAAAGGUAGUAGUAAAGUGUCAUCAAAUGCCACACUGCUGGCUGGUAAUAUCUUCAAGUUAUCUGGAAAACAUGGUGGUCUAAGACUUCCCUCAUUACUACCUGCAUCCUCAAAUCUCUUCCCAAUUUCAUGUUAUUCCACUGAAGCAGCCACUAACAGCACUGAAGAUGACUACCAUUCAAUUAUCAAAGAUAACGAAAAAGGAAAAGGUCAGUCUAAUAAGAUGGAAUUUCAGGCAGAAACUCGUAAACUGCUGGACAUAGUAGCCAGGUCAUUAUAUUCAGAGAAGGAAGUUUUUAUAAGGGAGCUUGUUUCGAAUGCGAGCGAUGCCCUGGAAAAGUUGAGGUACCUGCAGAUGCAGAAUGAGUCGGGGAUUGUCAGUAGUGAGAGUGGAGACGUCGGAAAAAAACCCACAUCUCUAGAGAUUCACAUCGCCGUCGAUGAUUCUAAGAAGACUUUUACUAUACAGGAUACCGGGAUUGGCAUGACAAAAGAUGAAAUCAUUGAAAAUCUAGGAAUUAUUGCUAAGUCUGGAUCUAAAGCCUUCAUACAGGAAGUCGAAGGGAAAGGUGGGCACGUGGACAAGAACAUCAUCGGCCAGUUUGGCGUUGGCUUCUACUCUAGUUUCAUGGUAGCCGACAAAGUCGAGGUGUUCACGAAAUCAUACAAGCCUAAUGAGCCUGCUUAUAAGUGGCAAUCAGAUGGGUUAGGAACAUACGAGUUGAGUGAAGCCGAGAAUGUCCAGCAAGGAACAAAGAUUGUUAUGCACCUGAAAGGCGAUGCUUAUGACUUUGCUAAGGAGGAUGUGGUUAAAGGCAUAAUUAAGAAGUACAGCAAUUUUGUGGGCGUGCCAAUAUUCUUGAACGGCCACAAGGUCAAUGUCAUCCAGGCUCUGUGGACCAUGGAGCCGAGAGAUGUCACAGCUCAGAUGCACGAAGAUUUUUACAGAUUCAUAUCCAACACGUUCGACCAGCCACGCUUCUACCUUCACUACAAAACUGACGCUCCUCUUAACAUUAGAGCUCUCUUCUAUGUCCCUGAAUACAAGCCUACUUUGUUUGACAUGAGCCGAGACACAGAGGUAUCGCUAUCCUUAUACAGUAGAAAAGUCAUGAUCAUGUCGAAAGCAAGCAACAUUCUACCAAGAUGGCUGAGGUUCAUUAAAGGUGUUGUUGAUAGUGAAGAUAUCCCAUUAAAUCUUAGCAGAGAACUUUUACAAGACAGUGCUCUUAUCAGAAAAUUAAGAUGGGUGCUGACGAACAGACUGAUAAAGUUUUUCUUAGAGCAAGCUAAGAAGGACAAGACGAAGUACCUGCAAUUCUAUAAAGAUUAUGGCCUCUUCUUCAGGGAAGGCAUUGUCACUACUACUGAACAGGAUCAAAGGGAGGAGAUAGCCCGCCUGUUGAGGUUUGAAUCGUCGAAACUUGCCCCCGGAGAGCUGACAAACCUGGACGAGUAUGCGAGUCGUAUGAAAGCUGGCACUAGAAACAUCUACUACCUAUCUGCUCCCAGUCGCCACCUGGCGGAGACAUCGCCAUACAUGGAGAGCCUGGCUCAGAAAGAUGUCGAAGUCCUCUUCCUCUACGAAAACUACGACGAAUUAGUACUCAUGAACUUGGGACAGUACGACAAGAAACAUUUGAAAUCUAUCGAGAAUGAUGCCGCUGAAGAAGCUACUGGCACUGCUGCUGCUGAUGCCGCUGAUGCCACUACUGCUGCUGAUGGUAAAGUUAAGGAAAGUUUAUCAGCAGAACAAUGUGAUGAUAUGAUUGGUUGGAUGCAAGCUGUCCUCGGUCACAGGGUCAAUAAAGUCAAGACUACAAAACGUUUGGUCACUCACCCAUGCAUCAUCACGGUGAACGAGAUGGGGGCGGCCAGGCACUUCCUCAGGACUGCCCUGGCCGACAGAUCUGAAGAGGAAAAGUUCAAGGUUCUACAGCCAACGCUGGAGGUCAACUCGUCACAUCAGUUGAUUGUCAGUCUGCAUAAGCUGAAGUCAAAUGAUCCUGAUCUCGCUAGGAUGGUUACUGAACAGUUGUUUGACAACGCCAUGAUAGCAGCAGGCCUGCUGGACGAUCCCCGCAAAAUGCUCGGCCGACUCAAUGAUCUAAUGACUAGAGCCCUCAAUAAAUAAUAAAAAAAAAACCUUCACAAAGACACAAUUUUUAUUAUUUUUAUUUCUGUUUUUUAUUCUUAUUUUCAUUUUAUAAAUUUCUCCAGUUGUUAUGAUUGUUUUUUUAAUUGUUCUACUUGGUUUUUAAUUACAUAUGUUAGUCUUAGUGUUAGUGUGCGUGUGUGUGUGUUUGUGUACAUGUGUAUUUACAUAUAACACAUAAUAAUGUUAUAAGAUUGAUAUUGUUUAUUAUUAUUGUAUUAACGUACAAUUUGUUGUUUUUUUUUAAAUAGCUGGAAAUUUAUUUCUUUACUUUGUAUAUGUGGAUUGUUUUGAUUUCUGACUGUAUGUUUGUUUGUUUGUCUCAUUGCUUGACUGUCAGAAAAAGUUUAUCGAAACAUUUUGGAUUGAUAAUAAUAAGAUGAUGAAAAAAAAA
Messenger RNA from Helobdella robusta, 2668 nucleotides. RefSeq lists its product as hypothetical. The record is from RefSeq and is a predicted model, not a curated record. Gene Ontology annotation, cellular component: mitochondrial inner membrane. The transcript has 17 exons. Gene Ontology annotation, biological process: protein folding. Gene Ontology annotation, molecular function: ATP binding; protein kinase binding; ATP-dependent protein folding chaperone. The coding region runs from base 1 to 2253 and encodes 750 amino acids. Lineage: Eukaryota; Metazoa; Annelida; Clitellata; Rhynchobdellida; Glossiphoniidae.